AUGAAUGACGAAGAGGACGUACCAAUCCUAGAUUUUUCCUCCUCCUCUUCCGAAAGCCUCUCUAAAAAACUGCAUCAAGCGUGCGCACGUUCCGGGUUCUUCUACGCCACGGGCGUUCCUUCUGUUCUCGAAAAGGCGAGACGAGCGCGUAAAGUAUGCGACGCGUUCUUUUCACGCGAUGUGGAAACGAAGAUGAGAUGUUUCUCGUUGAAAAAAGGAUACGUCCCGAUCAAUGGCACGGAAAACGCGGUGAGAAAACCAGAGUUUCACGAGAAGUUUAGCUGCGGGAGACUCUUGGAAAGCUACGAACGGUCAAACGAUCCGUAUUACGAUCCGAAUCGGUCGUUGUUUUUUGACUGCGAGAAUACGUUUCCUCGAAAUGUUUUUGGAGUCACACGAGAGAAAGGUGAAGAAGACGCGUUCGAAGAGGCGUAUUCGAGUUUAUAUCGAGAAAUGGAGCGGUUUUCGGAGCAAUUGCUGCGAGUAUUUGCGAUGAGUUUGAACAUGAAAGAAGAGGAGUUGGAGUAUUUCGUGGAGAGAUCGAGGAAACACGUGACGAAUUUAGUCGCGUUGCGCUACGACGUGAGUCGCGCGAAAAGAACGCUGAAGAAGAAGGAGGAGGACGAGGACGAUACUUUACUCGUACGAGCACACACUGACCCGACGGAUUUUACGUGUUUAUUUUUUGACGACGAGCGUGGUCCGAAUGGGUUACAGAUUUUAAUAGAAGAAGAAGAAGGAGGUGCGCGGGGAGAAAGUCGUUGGAUUGACGUUCCUAAGGUUCCGAACGCGAUGUUGGUCAACGUUGGCGACGUUCUCAUGGCGUGGACGAACGGAGAGUAUAAGAGCACGAGACACAGAGUCAUUCUUAAUAGGAAUAGCAACAAUGAAGAAGAAGAAGAAGAAGAAGAAGAAAGCAGAUUAAGUCUCGUGUGGUUCCACUGUCCAAAUUACGACGCGCUGAUAGACUCUCGCGACGUGGAUGCGAGAAAGAAAAAUCUCUCGAAUACUACCCCACCGAAAUACGCGCCAUUUUUGUGUAAAGACCGAACUCAUUUCCAGCAAACGGAGCGAACGAAACGAGGGUUGAAAGACAGGCAGUUGACAUCGACUCACGACACACGAGUGAGGGGGUUAGACGUGGAAAAUAGCUAG
Bathycoccus prasinos is the source of this 1155-nucleotide messenger RNA. RefSeq lists its product with no specific name. The record is from RefSeq and is a predicted model, not a curated record. Bases 1 to 1155 code for a protein of 384 amino acids. The transcript has a single exon. Gene Ontology annotation, molecular function: dioxygenase activity. NCBI's taxonomy places the organism in Eukaryota, Viridiplantae, Chlorophyta, Mamiellophyceae, Mamiellales, Bathycoccaceae.